Molecule: messenger RNA, 1875 nt
Organism: Exophiala spinifera
Lineage: Eukaryota; Fungi; Ascomycota; Eurotiomycetes; Chaetothyriales; Herpotrichiellaceae
Exons: 2
Coding region: 1-1875 (624 amino acids)
Biological process (GO): cAMP catabolic process; cGMP catabolic process; negative regulation of glucose mediated signaling pathway
Molecular function (GO): 3',5'-cyclic-GMP phosphodiesterase activity; 3',5'-cyclic-AMP phosphodiesterase activity
Source: RefSeq, a predicted model, not a curated record
AUGCGAGAGCACGAUGCUCGGCGCGAAGCUCCUAAACAGCUUCGCGAGCUUGGUGAAAAGAACGAAGCAUCCUUUCAUGUUAUAGUGCUGGGUUCUUCAGGCGGACCAUUAGAACACAAUGUGACCGGGCUUCUCAUUCGGGCGCCUCAGACAAAAUGGCGCAAGAGCUCAAUGAUUGCAGUCGACGCGGGCUCCCACCUUGCCAACAUCAUCCGUAUCCUCGAACGGCAGAUGCCUCCCUCCUCCGAACACCUCCCUCCAGCGGAUUACUCGAGGACACUCGAGGCUGGUCCCUUUGCGGGCAUCCCCUUUCCCAACAUCUCUGCAAAAGCAAAUGGAUUGCAUAUUUUCCGCGAGAUUCUACAUGCCUUCCUCAUUACACACCCUCAUCUUGACCAUCUGUCUGCAAUGGCAAUCAACACACCUGCCCUUGAGUACGGCCGCGAAGCCAAAGCCAUUGUAGCGCUGCCCUCCACCAUCGAGGCAAUCAAGAACCACAUCUUCAAUGAUUGGCUCUGGCCGAAUCUGUCUGACGAAGGCAAUGGAGUUGGAUUUGUGACUUAUAGAAGACUGAUCGAAGGAGGCAACCCUCGUCUCGGAUCUGGCGAUUCUCGGGGCUACGUCAAUGUGUGCGACGGUCUUGCUACCAAGUGUUGGGGCAUUAGCCAUGGGAAAUGUCAACGCAGAAGAGUUAGUCUCUCCGGGCACCAACAUAACGACUCCUUUGGCUACACGGGCGACUACACGUUUCCGUCACGACGUAUGAGCCGAAUUUCGGACGCAAGUCAUGAUUAUUUCGCGGCUGUGGCGCAACAGCAGCAACAGUCGCAUCUACCCUCGCAGCCAUAUAUACAUGGCACGUCUGCUGGACCUAUGACCCCUGGAGGGAGUGGUGUACCUCCGACUCCGGGCCCAGACCCGAAUUACCUGUUUGAGCCGGUAAGCAGCAGCGCGUUCUUCAUUCGGAACGAUGCCACUGGAAACGAGAUCUUGAUCUUUGGGGACGUCGAGCCAGACUCGGUCUCGAUAUCGCCCAGGAAUCAUGUCGUGUGGGAAGAUGCUGCAGGCAAGAUUGUGUCUAGCAGUCUCAAGGCCAUCUUCAUCGAAUGCUCGUAUGACGACAGUGUGCGAAACGAAGACCUGUACGGGCAUCUGUGUCCACGACAUCUCAUUGCAGAGUUGACGUUCCUGGCCAAGAGCGUCAUCAACAAGCGCAAGCAACACGCGGAUCAAAUGACGGGCAUAGACCAGCGGACUCAAAGUACCGCCCCGGUGGUCCCAGACAUGACCAUGCGUCAGCCACCAUCCCCUACUGAUCUGAGAAGAAAACGAAAACGAGCGGUGACGUCCCUGAAUGGCGAGUCUACACUUGUACCGACACUGGAAAUCGAAGAACCGACCAAUUUUGAUGGCACAGCCAGCGGGCUUCCAUCGACCGGUCCAUCCACGGCUAACACGGGGUAUGUUGGUACGAGAGCGACGUCACAUACGCACCUUCACCAGCACUCGAGGCGAAAGACUUCGAGGGAAGUCAACAGUCAUUCAAGCACGGCUUCGGUACCUCUUACCCCUGGCGGACGAGCGAAGCCUGCAUCGAUUCAGGCUAGCCCCAGGUCACCUACCACAGUCUACUCGUCUUCAGCGUCGCAGGGACAUGGACAUGGCGGUCAGUCGAGUUCGGGGCCGCUGCCUCGCGAAAAGCUUGGUGGACCGCUCAAGGGCAUCACUGUACAUGUCAUCCAUGUCAAAGACACGUUGAUGGAUGGACCUAGUCCCGGUGAUGUUAUCCUUGGACAGUUACGUGCUCAAGGCGAGGAAAUCGAGUUGGGUGUCGAGUUUAAUGUCACUCAUUGUGAGGAUAGCAUUUGGAUAUGA